Messenger RNA from Perkinsus marinus ATCC 50983, 979 nucleotides. RefSeq names its product EH-domain-containing protein, putative. Gene Ontology annotation, molecular function: GTP binding. The annotation marks the transcript as partial. Lineage: Eukaryota; Perkinsozoa; Perkinsida; Perkinsidae. The record is from RefSeq and is a predicted model, not a curated record. Gene Ontology annotation, biological process: endocytosis; endosomal transport. Gene Ontology annotation, cellular component: plasma membrane; intracellular membrane-bounded organelle; cytoplasm. The transcript has 10 exons.
UUUCGUGAAUCUUUCUAAUAUGUUACGUUGGUUGAAGGCUGAUAACGAACGAUCUAAAAAGACAGAGACCUUCCGCAACAUAUCAGAUGGACUAGAAGAGAUCUAUCUGGACAAGUUACUCCCUAUAGAGGAAUACUAUGACUUCCACCGCUUCUAUUCGGCCCCUCUAACACCAGCUGACUUCAAUGCUAAACCAAUGGUGAUGUUAAUAGGACAGUAUUCUACUGGAAAGACUACAUUCAUUAGACACCUCUUAGAAAGGGACUAUCCUGGUAUGAGGAUUGGACCAGAGCCUACUACUGACAAGUUUUGCUGUAUUAUGGAUAGCAGCAGCUCUGGUGGAGGAGAUCAUGUUAUACCUGGCAACGCAUUGGUAGUGGACCGGACACUACCAUUCACACAGCUCAGUCAGUUUGGUAAUGGUUUUAUGAAUCGUUUUGAGGCAUCGAUGAUGGAGGGAUCACCAGUACUACAGGGUGUGUCAUUCAUUGAUACACCCGGUAUUCUAUCAGGGGAGAAACAGAGAUUGCAAAGAGGUUAUGAUUUCGAAGGUGUUGUCAACUGGUUUGCUGAUAGAGUGGAUAUGAUAUUACUACUUUUUGAUGCUCAUAAGUUGGAUAUAUCUGAUGAAUUCCGUCGAUGUAUUCUAGCAUGUGGUCAGAAUGAGAAUAAAAUAAGGAUUGUUCUCAACAAGAGCGAUAUGGUCACUACUCAGCAGCUUAUGCGGGUGUAUGGUGCUCUUAUGUGGUCCCUUGGUAAGGUUAUAAAUACACCUGAGACAUCGAGAGUUUUCAUCGGAUCAUUUUGGGAUGAGAAACUCAACAACGAUGAGCAACGGAGUCUUUUUGAGAAGGAAGAAUCCGAUCUAUAUGCAGACAUAGCGAAGUUACCUGAAGAGGCUGCCCUCAGGAAACUGAAUGAUCUUAUUAAACGAGCAAGAUUAGCGAAGACACAUGCCUGUCUGAUGACAUAUAUCAAA